UUUUGUUUACAAACAUUACCGUGCAGCAGAAAAAAGCAAAAUAAAUUUCGUCCGCAACCAGGUAAAAGUGCAGUGAGAAGAAAUCCAAAUACAUAAUGCGUUGGUACUGUGCGGUCAGCGGAUGUACAAAUAAAAAAUCAUCGACCAAGGAAAAUCCUGGCAUCACAUACCACAGAUUUCCAGCGGAUGAAGCAAGAAGAGCGAAAUGGGUGAGUUUUUGCGGACGUGGGGAAACGUGGACCCCUGUACCUAGUCAAGGAAUUUGUUCCAGGCACUUUCAUGGAACUAGUUACGAUUCGAACGUGAAACAUCGUCGGCAGCUCAUUUCAAACGCGAUUCCAGAGCUUAAUCCACGAUCCGAUCUCGGUCAACAACAGCAUCAGCACAGUUCAGUUUCACAGCAUAUGAUUUCAAAAGGACACAUGUUUAUGGAUAACUUCCAGAUCCUGAGCGAAAUUCCUUCUUUUGAUGAAAAUCUUAGAUUUUUGGACGAAACGAAUGUUGCCGACGACUCAGCUCUCGGUUCCGAAAAUAGCUUGGAGACGUCGCUUAUUUGUUAUCCGGUGGCCUCAGAUCCAGUGAAUUCGUCUGUAGAAUCCGACCACAAUUACCCCACUUCAUCGGUGACCGUUUGUGCGGCUCGUCACUAAGCUUUCAAUCCGAAGACACCCAAGUUAUUAACGAGGAAAAAGGUGUGACCGAAAUAGUGUUGGGUUUCUAGAGAAUGACUACAGGUGGAAAAGGUUGGCUAUCAUGUCGCCAAGUGCUGAACAUCAUGGUCAUCUUCGGCUUCAUGCUGAACUAUGCCCUGCGAGUCAACUUCACCAUCGCCAUCGUGGUGAUGGCCAAAACGCUGAAGAAUCUCACCAACGGUGGAGCCGCGUUGGACGACGGCUUCGGCAAUGAAACCUCGACGGCCUUGGCCAGCGUGGCCUCGACGACCGAACAGAGCGUCAUCAGCGAAGAGGACAAGUUCGAGUGGGACGCCUACCAGCAGAACCUGAUGCUCGGGAGCUUCUUCUGGGGCUACGUGCUGACGGAGCUGCCCGGAGGUCGACUGGCCGAGAUCAUCGGAGGUCGCCGUGUCUUCGGAUAUAGCAUGCUUUUCGCUAGUGUAUUGACUUUGCUUACCCCUAUUGCUGCUUACACCAAUUAUAUUGCGGUAGUUAUAUUGCGAGCUGUUCUAGGCUUCUUCCUGGGAGCAUCCUGGCCGGCAAUCCACCCGUUGACCGCAGUCUGGAUUCCACCCAUGGAUCGGUCCAAGUUUAUCGCUAACAUGAUGGCUUCCUCGCUUGGUGCCGCCAUCACGAUGCCAAUCUGCGGCUAUCUCAUCGCUACCAUUGGAUGGCAGUCGGUAUUCUACUUCACCGGAGGGCUUGCCCUGGUGUGGUCGGUCAUGUGGUUCCUGGUGGUGUUCGAAACCCCGGCUGAGCAUCCACGAAUUUCCGCAGAGGAACGCAACGAGAUCGAGACCGCUAUCGGUGCCAGCGUUAAGGCCAAGAAGCCCACGUACGUCCCGUGGAAGUCGAUCUUGACUUCGCCACCGGUUUGGGCCAUCAUCCUGACCCACGGUGCUUCGGUAUUUGGCUUCUUCACGGUCGUUAACCAGCUGCCAACCUACAUGAAGUACAUUCUGAACUUCAACAUCAAGGAGAAUGGUUUGUUGUCUUCGCUGCCUUACUUCGGCAAAUACGCCAUGGCUGUGAUCUCUUCUCACUUGGCUGAUCAUCUGCGUAAGAACGGAACUCUGUCAACCACUGCCACGCGCAAGAUCUUCACUGCUUUCGCUGUCAUGACCCCCGGCUUCCUGAUGAUCGUCCAGGUGUACAUGGGCGAAAACCGCAGUUGGGCCGUCGGUAUCUUCACGUUGGCUCUGUUCCUGAACGGUGCCGUCACUGCUGGAUACCUGGGCAACGGGCUGGACAUUGCACCGAACUUCUCCGGUACGAUCUUCGGUAUGGCCAACACGCUGUCCUCGUUCGGAGGUUUCGUAUCGGCGUACAUGGUCGGCGUUCUCACCAACGACAACCAAACCUACGGCCAAUGGCAGAUCGUGUUCUGGAUUCUCGCCAUUAUCUACAUUGUCGGUUCCACGGCCUAUCUCAUCAUGGGCACCGGUGAGCUGCAGCCAUGGAACAACCCACCGGAGAGGGGAGUCAACAACCGCGAGACUGAAGAAGGCGUCCCAUUGAACCAGCAGGGCCAAAACAACAAACCAAUCUCAGCUUCGUCCUAAGAAGGCAGGUUCCCAGACAUGGCAGCUGGAGAGCGGAAUCAAAUAUCUGAUUUUGAAGGACAGGAUCGCGCGGAUGGCGCAUCGGUCCUUCCUAGGGGUAGAUACUUAUUUGAAUUUCUCUCAGAAUCACAAUCGCGCGCUCUGGUCGCGUUUGUUGCUUAGGUCAGAAUGUAAAUUUUAAUUUGUUUAAUUUUAAACUGCGACACAAAUGAAUGUUAGUUUUUAAUUACUUUGUAUGAGUGAUUUCUUGUUACUUUAGUGGAGUACUACUUACAGUAGAUUUCAGAAUGAGAGUGGUAGGUUCUCGUGAUUUGCUUUAGCAUUUAUUAAUUUAUUUUGUUAAGAGUGAAUCGUGACGAAAAGUGAAUCAUCGGUAGUAGUAUUUGAAUUAUUGCGAGUUGAGCUUAAGAUGCUGAAUCCUCAGAUGUAAAACAUCAUUCCGGUCAAUGCACUGUUGUUUCGAUCGUUAUGAGAAUCAAUGAGAAAGAUCAAAAAUUUAGAAAAGAGACCAUUUUUGGACGAAGAAUGUGAUUCUACUCAGAUUAAGUGCUAAUAACCUCACCUCAAUCAAAAGAACAAACACGUGUAGUUCAGAUUUCAAUUGAUACACUGCUAACGUUUUCAUGUUUUAGUGAAAACUGUCGGUAAUUCGCAUCCCGCGAAACUGAUAGUACUAAUCGAAUGCAACCUGAGUUCUCACCAAUUUGCCAAAAUCCAACCGCGAAGAUAAUCAUCAGUCCUCUGAAUGCGUUCUCUCACGAUCCACUUAGAAGGUAAUAUACUCACCGAAUACUGCGGGCCAAAUAUUGAAUCACGAGUAGCGAACUAUUUCAACACCACGUGUGUGCCUUUUCACUAGAACUGGUAUCAGAAAGCAGAAAACAAGCCAAGUGUACUUUGAACCUAUUUUUUUAAUACACGUAUACAAAACAAUAGAAUAGAACCGAAUGUCGUGUACUCU
Molecule: messenger RNA, 3197 nt
Organism: Aedes aegypti (yellow fever mosquito)
Lineage: Eukaryota; Metazoa; Arthropoda; Insecta; Diptera; Culicidae
Product: sialin
Exons: 9
Coding region: 725-2236 (503 amino acids)
Biological process (GO): transmembrane transport; monoatomic anion transport
Cellular component (GO): plasma membrane
Molecular function (GO): transmembrane transporter activity
Source: RefSeq, a predicted model, not a curated record